This is a messenger RNA of Oryzias latipes (Japanese medaka), 1001 nucleotides long. Its product is annotated as OCIA domain-containing protein 1. Gene Ontology annotation, cellular component: endosome. The record is from RefSeq and is a predicted model, not a curated record. Lineage: Eukaryota; Metazoa; Chordata; Actinopteri; Beloniformes; Adrianichthyidae.
ACAAUAACUUCCGGGUCAAAUGAAUUGCCCGGAGCCAUGACAUUGUACCAAACAUUAAAAAGUCAGCGGCUUUAAACGUGUUUAACUACAUGUUUUGGAGUAAAAAUUGAGCUCCAGGGUUGCCGUCAGCAUGUCGUCGACUUCUACAGGUUUCCCAGAGGAGCGGCGGCGCACAGCAGCUCAGGCACAACUUGGGGUGGACUACGUCCCCACAGAGGAGGAGAAGGGAGUACUGAGAGAAUGCAACCAGGAGAGCUUCUUUUAUAGAUCGGUGCCCUUCUCUGUGAUCAGCAUGGCUGUCACUCAAGCCUUAGUCAGCAGAGGGACUCUGUCUCCAUCGCCAAGGUUUGGAUCUCUGCCUAAAGUUGCCUUUGCCGGCUUCUGUGGCUACCUGGCUGGGAAACUGUCCUACAUGAAGACGUGUCAGGAGAAGUUCAAGCAGCUGGAGAACUCUCCUUUAGGGGAAAUCCUCAGACAGAAAUCGGGAAUGACUCCACGUGUUUCUGGUGCAGCUCAGUCAGAGAUGAGCAACCCAGACUCUCAGUCGUUUGGUACCAUGUUCCAGGCUGCCGAGGCCCCUCGCUUCCCGUCCCCUUCCUCCAAAGAUUACGAAUCUGGUCUUGAUCCUCCUGAGCAAGUGGGAAGGAUGGGCGACUUCAGUGCUCCAACUCAGUCGUACCUGGACGAGGAGGAGCCACGCAGGAAGCCUGUCCUCUAUGAGGACCUGAGGCUCAAGAACAGGGAGAACUACGAGGUCACGCUCAUUCAGAAGGCGGACACCAUGAUCAAAACGCCCCAGGAGAAGGAACCAGAGCGACCAAAGAAGCAAGGGAAAAAGAACAUCUAUGGAGACGCCUGGGACGAAUGAGAGCAGAUUGGAACGGAUGAGGCUUUUGUUCUGUCCUUGCAGCAGGAGGCGCCGCUUCUCUGUCUCCGCUUGUCAUGUAGUUAUUUCAGUCUGUGAUCCAAGUGUGAAUUAAAAAUUAACUGCUGGGUGGAAA